Messenger RNA from Fonsecaea erecta, 396 nucleotides. RefSeq lists its product as hypothetical. Bases 1 to 396 code for a protein of 131 amino acids. Lineage: Eukaryota; Fungi; Ascomycota; Eurotiomycetes; Chaetothyriales; Herpotrichiellaceae. The transcript has 2 exons. The record is from RefSeq and is a predicted model, not a curated record.
AUGUUCAAUCUGAUGAAUUCCAUGAUUCUCAGUGCAGGUCGACCACAGGAGACGAGCGAGAUGACGACCGGCAGCUUGUCCUAUAUCGCGGGUGCUCUAGCUCAGGCAUCUGUCCGUGCUCAAGUAUCACUACCCGUUCACGGGUGGGAGAAUGGGAGAACUCAGAUGAUUCAAGACAUUUCUCUAGUGCUCUCACAGCGUGAGGAGAGUUGGCCGAUUGCCGAAUUCCGGGACCUGAAGAGUCGUAUCCGUUCGGACGGCGAUGUUGCGAAUUCCGCAGUUCCUGGCUGUAAUUUCCUACUCUUCGGCGGGGUAUUGUCUUGGUCCAGCCCCUUCUCGGGCCGCGACCUCGUCAGUGCACAGAAAUACGGGUUGGUCAAGUACAAGGAGUACUGA